AAUCGCUCGUCCUCUUCCCCAAAACCCUAUGCUACAGCGGGAGAGGGAGUGAAUCCCCCACCUCCGUCCGUCGGCCGCCGCCACCUCCAUGGCGCUCCGCCGCAUCAACCCCCGGAGGGGACCCAUCUUCCCUGUCCCCCGUGCCUUCUUCUCCUCGAAUCCGCCCUUCCCUCCGCCCCCGCCGCCAGCCAACGACCCUGACCCCGACGCCGCCCACUCCCCCUCCUCUUCUCCGCACCACAACCCCGGCGCGCCGCGGGACUCGGCGUCCUCACGCUUCCAGGAAAUCCGAGAGCGCCUCCGCACGUCGCCCACGUCGCCACCUCCGCGUCGGAUCCCCAUAAACUCGCGCCGCCCCAACUCCGCGCCUCAACAGCCGAUCGAAGAUGUCCGCCGGUUCCUCGAGAACUUCAGAUCCGGCGGCCCGACCUCCCCCUCCACUCCCGGAGCCGCCCCCUCCUUCAUGGACUUGCUCAAGAACCAGACUCCCAAUGCUGGGCAGGGGUUUCCGGGCUUCCGUGCCAUCCAAGAGAGCCUCAAGCGCCCCUCGCCGCCGCCGCAGAGGCAGUCUCGCUGGCCGACGCCGUUUAUGUCCCAAUCGUCGCACAACAUCUUCAACAAGGAGCGAGAGGGAAACGUGAAGGCUGGGAAGGAAGAGGAGAAGGAUUCUGGCACUACCCUUACGAGGACCUACAGCUACGAGGAGCUUGGGAAAAGGCUAGGGGAACUGCGGCCAGCCGGUGCGGUCAAGGACGGUAAGGAGUGGUUUUCGCUCGAGGAGCUGCAGGGGCGGAUCGCCAAGCUUGUGGAGUUGGAGAAGCAGGAGUACGGGUAUGAUGGGCGAUUUUUUGCUAUCCGGAAGAGCAUCUCCAAUCUCACCAAACAAGAAAAACCGGCUCAGGUGUUACCCAUGCAAACAAUACUGGGCCUUGGAGCGCAGUUGACACCGAACUACACGAGACUGCCUCCGCAGGAGGAGUUGGUCGAGAGGUAUUUCCAUCCAGACCAUAUGUCAUCCGAAGAGAAGAUGAAACUGGAGCUCCAAAGGGUGAGGGACGAGUUCAAGAUGUCUGAGAAUGACUGUGGUUCUGCACGAGUUCAAAUUGCCCAAUUGACUCUGAAAAUCAAGCAUCUGUCAGCUGUUCUGCACAAGAAGGAUAAACAUUCUAGAAAGGGGCUUCAGGAGAUGGUCCAGAGGAGGAAGAAGUACCUCAAAUACUUGCGAAGAACCGACUGGGACUCCUACUGCCUUGUUCUGUCAAAGCUGGGGCUUCGUGAUGUGCCUGAGUACAAAGCUCCCGACUACAAGAGCAAGUCCGCCAUCAAGGCCAAAUCUAAGAAGAGCAAGAGCAAGAAGAGAAAGAAAAAGAUCAAGGCAUAGAACAAAUAUGCUCUUUUUGGCCUUGAAUUGCAUGGCCAGAAAAUCAAUGGAAAAGACGCUCAGGCCCGAGAUGGCUCGAUCCAGUCUUGCAAUGUUGUAUUUUUUCAAGCCGUUUGUAAUAACCAUUUUCUUUAGGUGCCAAGGUUUUUCCUUGUUUCUGCUAGGACCUGCAGCCCUCCCGUAACAACUGAUUUCUUGUUAUUUUAGAGUUCUCCCACUCAAUUUGCUGAGAAGGGAUGGAACAGACCCGAUACCAUUACAGCAUCAUGCCAUCAUCAGUUAUGAGUUAUGAUGGCGGGUGAUGUAAUUUUGCGAGGAUUCUUCUACACGAACGAAUAAACAAUCUUGCAAAUUA
Panicum hallii is the source of this 1736-nucleotide messenger RNA. RefSeq names its product caskin-2-like. The transcript is spliced from 4 exons. Gene Ontology annotation, molecular function: structural constituent of ribosome. Gene Ontology annotation, cellular component: ribosome. The coding region runs from base 89 to 1381 and encodes 430 amino acids. NCBI's taxonomy places the organism in Eukaryota, Viridiplantae, Streptophyta, Magnoliopsida, Poales, Poaceae. Gene Ontology annotation, biological process: translation. The record is from RefSeq and is a predicted model, not a curated record.